Molecule: messenger RNA, 2461 nt
Organism: Prorocentrum cordatum
Lineage: Eukaryota; Dinophyceae; Prorocentrales; Prorocentraceae
Source: the annotation of a GenBank genome assembly
AGCCAUUUCGGAAGCAAUCCUCGGCAGUGCUUCCGCGUAGUUUUAGAUUCCGCUUUCUUGCCUUGGCAUCGCAAUGUCUCGCAGAAGCACGGGCAACAGCUUGGGCUCCCUGAGGCCGGGGGAUCGCGUCGAUAUCUUCCGCAAGGAAUGGUUGGAGGCAGAGGUAGAAAGUGUGGUGGACGGUAGGGUGAGCAUCCUUUUUUUGCGAGCAGGGCUUAACGAAACGCAAGAGUCUGCAUGUCCAUGACGACAACCUCCGUAUUCCGCCAGCCAUCAUCCCUCCACGCGCUGCGGUCAGCCCACGGUCUCGGCCGUCUUUUCUAGCCAUCGAUGUGACUGGCGAGAUGCAACAAUUGCAGCGUUCUUCUCCCACUAUGUGGGCAAUGACGCUUGUUCAGUGGAACCAGUUCAUCGACUUUUGCAAGAGCACUCCAAAAUGGCAGGAAAUCAAAAACCAGAACGGUCAUGUGAACCUCUACGACAUGAACAAGCACUUUGUGAUCCCAUGGACGCGCGGGACAGGCUGCAGUGUCGCAGUUUUGAUGAACAAGCACACCCCAUUGGAGGCAAAGGUGAUGCUCUCCCAUGCAUGGGCCGAGGAUAUGGAGGAGUGCCAGGAGGCGCUCAACAAGCAUUUCGAUGAUGAACACAUCGCGGAGGACACCGCUGUGUGGUUCUGCGGCUUUGGAUUAUAUCAGCCGGAAGAUGCGCACGGCCCCACAAUCCAAGAGCAAAUCGAGUUGCAGCCAUUCACAAAAGUCAUUGCUUCGGAGUCCGUGAAGACCACUUCUGGCCGGAUGAUUGCAGUCCACACUACUCGUGCUGACCUCUGGGAGAGACUGUGGUGCGUGCGUGAAGUUCGGGAAGCAAUGAGCCUCGACGUCACAAUUACUGCGGCCAUGUCGGAUGCAUAUGGGGAGACGUUCAAGAAGAAGUACAGCAGGAUUGUUAACGUAGGUGGUGGCCACAAAAGUGCCCUGAAAGUUGCAGGAGUGACCGUCGACACGGCAAAGGCGAAGUGUCGCGACGAGGACUCUGACAUGCUCUUCGAGAAAUUGUUCGAACAUUGUAAAGGAGGGGAUCUCCAAGCUAUCGACGACGCUACCAGCAAUCUCCGAGCAAGCUUGGUUAAUCAUCUUGCUUUGGAAGUUGCGUUAGACGCUGCGAAAAGUGGCAAGCCGCAAGCGCUCGUGGACCUCGUGAAGCUCGGGGAUUUGGAGGCCGUUGACGGGCUCCAUGAGGUAGCCGACGCUGGGGGCGAGCAGGCACGCGAUGCCUUGUUUGAUGUGCUUCAGUCCAUCGCCGCAGCGAACAAGGAUCACAUGAAGCACGGAUGGUAUUCACUUUGUUGGAAAGAUCGGCAAUCCGCUUUCCAGUUGGUCAUCACGCUCCUCCAGACCAUGGCAAAAAGACAGCACAUGCAGUCGUUCAGCCUCCUCGAAGAAUUUGAUGGGCGACCGCCAUACGGCAUGGUUGGACCACCAGACCAAGUGAGGUCCAAUUUAGUGAGAAUGGCUGUAGAGAAUUAUGACAAGUUGCGUGGAUCCAGAGCUCAUUAUGACGAGUUGAGUGGAUGGGCCGAACGGCAUAACAAGAACGUAGACAACUACCGUGAGAAUGUUGAUGUGGAGGCUUGGCGCUGCCAGCAUGCCAAGCUUUCGCUCCAGGCCCUGGCUAACCAGGGAAAUCAGCAUGCAGUGGAAAAGCUUAUCACCCUUGCAAAGGGACGUGAUUCCUCAGCGAAAGAGGCGCUUCAGUCCUUGGCAGAGCAGUGGAACCGGCAAGUGCUGCAAGCAAUCAGGGAUGUAGCCAAAGAGGCAUGGGCAAGUGAAAUGCUCGAGAAGUGCAAGAAAUCAUUGCACUCCUUGAACUGAUUCGUGUAUGCCUCACCUCAUUUUUCAGGCCUCUGCUUGAACCGAUACAACAAUAGGCUGAGUGGCAGCAUGGUUCGUGAAGAGCAUGGAGCACACCGCUGCCGCCACAGCCAGCUGCCAAUUCAGAUGCGCUCUUCGGCAGACCUUCAAGAGGCGGCCGAUGAUGUGCGCUGCAGGACCGUGCAUAUGAUAGUUUGUAGCCCUUGAAUAUGCCGAUUGUAUACAUAUAGUGUGCUCUUCGGGCCGCCGACCCAGUUAGCAGGAACUCGUCUUUAGCAAAUUAUGGAGCGUUGGGUAAGAUUCGCUGAACUUUAAUCUGUGCGAUGUGCCUGUGGUAUCGAAAAGCAUACAUGCAAUAUUGAUAAUAGACGCAGGCUUUGCAGAGUGUUGUAGCUCUGCCUUCCGUAGGCGAUGGGACUCCCUUCGCAUGUUUUCCCGUUGCCUCGGCUGUAUUGCUAUGAAUUCAUGAUUCGGCGGCACAGUCAUUUCAAUGGUUGCGUUCGUAAGAAAAGGCCCGCUGCUCACUCAGUACAUUGUGCCCGAAGUGUAUGCCAGUUUGCACAGUGCACAUUAUGGGAAGAUCAUGG